AUGGCGGGUGUGCCCUCCGGCAUGUCCACGCUGGGGAGGAUGGGCCCGCACCCACGCGUGCAGGUCUCGUCGGAGAUGGACGUCAGGUUCGGCAUCGACCACAAGCCGUGCGCGCGCAUGGGACUGCCGUACCUGCCCGGCGGCGCGGAGCGCUCGACCCUGGAGCCCGACAGGGUGCUGACGUGCCCUGGCGGUUGGCUGGACAGGCAUACGAAGCGCCACGAGGCGGCCGGGCGGGAGUACGCCCAGCGGCAGCAGGACACCCUCAAGAUGACCACCAUGCGCGCCGGCGGCGUCGUCGCGGAGAGGGGCGCGGCGAUGAUCGACAGGAGCGCCUCGGCUUCGUCCCUGCCCGCCGGCGGCACGACGCAGGGCGUGCGGCAGCUGCGGACCAGCGCGAGCACGGCCGACUCGGGCUUCUGGGAAGAGCUCGCUGGCUUUUCUGAAGCCAUCGGCUCGAGUGAUUCCGUUUGA
Messenger RNA from Prorocentrum cordatum, 474 nucleotides. The record is from the annotation of a GenBank genome assembly. NCBI's taxonomy places the organism in Eukaryota, Dinophyceae, Prorocentrales, Prorocentraceae.